Messenger RNA from Mobula hypostoma (lesser devil ray), 3044 nucleotides. It is a transcript of the gene srms, whose product is annotated as src-related kinase lacking C-terminal regulatory tyrosine and N-terminal myristylation sites. The transcript is spliced from 8 exons. The record is from RefSeq and is a predicted model, not a curated record. Gene Ontology annotation, molecular function: protein binding; protein tyrosine kinase activity; ATP binding. Bases 189 to 1712 code for a protein of 507 amino acids. Gene Ontology annotation, biological process: protein phosphorylation. NCBI's taxonomy places the organism in Eukaryota, Metazoa, Chordata, Chondrichthyes, Myliobatiformes, Myliobatidae.
GUUCAGAGGACCAACCCCCAAAAGUAUACCAGAUAAAGCCAGGAGUUAAAAACAUUCCUACAGGUAGCAAUCUGGGUGGAUUGAUCAAUGUUCCAACAGCCUUUUGUUAACAGAAAAUACUUAAAUCGAGUUUGAGGCAGUUUCAUGGAAAUCGCUACAAGGCUGGUGAGUGAGAGGGUGCGUGUGUCAUGGAAGAGACCUUGCGGGGCUGGCUGCCUUGUCUGCGGGCACUCUGGGAUCGCAUCUGGCCCGAAGCCCCAACCUCGGACGCGGUCCAAAGACCCCGACAGGUCGCUACUAUCUCGGGUCCCUACCCGCAAGCUAAGGUCCCGGUGAGACCAACUCCUGCCGCACCCAUUGAAGCCGGACCUAUCUGCACUGCUCUGUACGAUUUCGAGGCCAGAACCUCAGAGGAAUUGUCACUGAAGAAGGGAGAGAAACUGAGAGUCAUCCGGAAUGAAGGAGACUACCUAUAUGCGCAAAAAAACACCGGUUCCAAAGCGGCCGCAACCCAGGGCUUGGUCCCCGCCAAUUAUGUGAAAAUAACCAAGGAAAACCUUGCGAAACAGCCGUGGUAUUUUGGAAGAAUAGGAAGAGUCGAUGCGGAAAAAUUACUUACAUCUGCCCAAAAUCAAAAUGGAGCCUUCCUGGUCCGCAGAAGCGAGAUUGAUAAUGGUGGUUUUUCAAUAUCUGCUCUAAAUGAUAAAGUGCAUCACUAUCGGAUAUUGACUUCAUCUGAGGGAUACUUUUAUCUACACGAGAACCAAAAGUUUCCCACAGUUAUUGACCUUAUGGAAUUCUACAAAUUACAAUGGAAGAUCUUUGGGUUUCCAUUGACAAAACCUUGCAUAAAGCAAGAAGCUUAUAAUGCUGAUGAAUGGGAAAGACCCAGAGAAGAGUUUUCUUUGUUAAAGAAACUGGGAGAAGGUCACUUUGGAGAAGUCUGGGAAGGAAUUUGGAAUGAAAACCAGCAUGUGGCAAUCAAAAUGCUUAAAAAGGAUGAUAUGAAUGUGGAUAUGUUUCUUCAAGAAAUUAAAAUUAUGAAGAGCAUCAGCCAUCCAAACCUAAUCCGGCUUUAUGCAGUUUGUUCGAUUGAAGAACCUGUUUACAUUAUCACAGAACUCAUGAGCAAAGGAAGCCUAAAGGAAUACUUAUCUGGAGAUGAAGGUAAAACACUAACAAUUACUCACCAUGUGUAUUUUGCUAGCCAAGUGGCUGAAGGAAUGGCUUACUUAGAAAGGCAUAAAUUUGUCCACCGGGAUUUGGCUGCAAGGAAUGUUCUUGUUGGAGAAGAUCUUGUUUGCAAAGUUGCAGAUUUUGGAUUAAUGAGAUUGAUCCGGGAUGAGGUGUAUAAUGUCCAAGCCGGGACCAAAUUACCUGUAAAGUGGACUGCACCAGAAACCGCAAAUUACCAGAGAUAUUCAGUAAAAUCAGACGUAUGGUCAUUUGGUGUUCUCCUGUAUGAAAUUGUGACUUAUGGCAAUGAUCCUUACGAGCGAAUGACAAACCAGGAAACUGUGGAUAAGGUAAACCAAGGAUACAGAAUGCCUCGUCCCAAAACCUGUACCCCAGACAUAUAUGAUAUAAUGCUCAGAUGUUGGAAUGAAUCUGAGGAAAACAGACCAUCCUUCAGUACACUAACAGAGGAACUCAAUUCACUAUACUCUCAAUACUUUUACAACAACCAAGAUCAAGGUCAAAAGAAAGACUGAGUUCAAGCUCAAAGAGAAUACAGUCUAACAUCAUUACAAGAAGUGUAAUUCUACAUGGAUCUGGAUGAGAGUGAACUCUACAUUUGGUUCAUGACAAUGGAUUGUUUCUGUACUUAACUUUUGAUACCGUUGUUUACGACAAUCAGCUAAUUCCCUCAAGUUACAGUCAGCAGUACAAAGGAGAAAAUGUAUAGCAUUGUGUUGUUUUGUGCUGUCAUAAGAGCAUCAAUUUACAGAAAAUAAAUAUGAAGAUGCCUAUAUAAAAUAGCAGAGUAAGGAAUGGUGCAAUAAUCUUUAUGUACUGGCCUUCUGAUGUCAGCAAAAAUAAUUCUUAGCCUUGCAUUGGUAUAUAUUAAACACUGUAAGAAACUGGAUAGCAAAAAUAGGUAAGUAAUGUAAAAAUUUACUUUUAGAGGAAAUACAAUUUCAACUGCCAUCAGCAACUGUAAGUUUAAAUUAAUGUAUAACUUGAUGGAAGGGGAGUGGGUUCUCAUAUCAGAGGCUUCCAUUCACUGCCCUUCCAACAGCCCAAACCUGAGAUUUGUAACAGAGAAAUACGACAAAGUCCUCUCCGUACCUUAUGGAAGCAAACAUGGUAAAUCAGUCUUCACUUUGAUGUUUGAAGAAUUGAAAUAAUUUUUAAUGGCUUUGUGCUUGUGAACUUAAUUUUGCACCAUGUACCAGAUUGAUGCAGUUAGUGUUCAAAGAUUAGUGACAGGAGAAAUGAUCACUGCAAGCCACAAACCAGCAAUCUUCCCCAGGCUGUUUUCUUUUUAUUCCAAAUGGCAAUGCCUGGUUUUACCAUUUACAGUACAUAAUUAUUCUCUUGAAAGUAAGGCAGAACACAAUGGAGGGAAGCUAUUCCACUGAACUACACUUUAAAAUGUCAGUAACAAGAUAUUGCAUAACUAGAGCACGUCUUAUUCACUUAUUUAUCGUGGAUUUCUAUUCCUUGUAGAAGUAUUUAGAUGUUUCAAGCAGCUUUCUUAAGUUUGUUGUUUAAUCCUUCUGAAAAAGAGGAUAAUUUAUAUAAUCAUUUUUCUUAAGUCCGGGGUCUGUUCAUUGUUAUCAGCCCCAACAGGGAGUCAUGUGCAAGUGAUUGGGCACUGCUGAAUGAUGCCAAAAAAUCAAGGUCUCGUCUCCCCGCACUUGCUAUUCAUGCACAAUUGCCAACUUCACCCUCACAUUUCAUUCAGGUCUUGGCUAAUUUUUACCCUAGACUUAGAAAACAAUGUUGAAUAUAAAAAGUGCUCAGAAAUAAGUCAUUGCUAUAAUCAUCUUGGUGCUCCAGCAAUUAAAUUAUGUUUAAAUGAAAAAUGGGUAGAAAUUAUU